AUGGCUUGGUCCAAAAGCGAGAUUGCGUGCAUGGCACUUGCAAGCCCCAUCAUCGUCCCCGUAUACGCCGUUUGCUGGAUUAUCAUGAGAUUCAAGGAUCUUGCAGAAGCGACUUUGGCUUACCUCUUCUAUUCAGCCUGGGGAGAUCUCAUUCACUUCAUCGCCACAUAUUGGAUACGAUUUGGUCCUCAGAAGCGACUAAGAAAUGAGAUCCUCCGGAAGCAAAACGCGACGGUAUUCUCACCUCUAUUCCCAGGCGAGACAAGACUAUUAAAGCUAUUCCCCCGCCAUCACUGGCCAGACUCUGGCAUAUACUGCGAGGUGGUUUCGGUACCGAGACGAGAGAUCCAGUACGAAGUCCUUUCGUAUGACUCCCGAGACAAGGAGUUGUGUCACACUAUCAAGGUUGACGGCCAUCAUGUCAUGGUCACAGAUCAUCUAUACUUAGCUUUACAACACCUCCGGGCUAACGACACACGCAACCUAUGGAUCGAGGACUUGUCGACUGAUAGAUCCGACAAUGGAAGAAAAGUCAAUCAAGAGGAUAGGGAGUCCAUCCUUAGAGAUGCCUUCCAAGUCAUUAUCUGGCUCGGCGCCGCGCCGAGAAAGCUAAAACGCCUUAUCCCCCUGUUCGACGAAUCUCCCAGCGUUGCUUUCGAAGACGAUUCGGGAUCUACGGCACAAAUCUUUUCAAAACUACUCAUACGUCCUUGGUGGAAUCGCCUUUGGUCAGUUCAAGAACUCGCAUUGCCACCAAGAGUUAUUGUCCAGUGCGGCCGACAUCGCAUCCCUUGGGCCAACUUCGCUCAAACAAUCGAACUGUCAUAUAUCGAUUCCAAUCACUCGACUGAAACUUCCCGAGCGAGGGCCAUGGCUCUUGCACGCACCAAGUACCAGUCAGACAUCACUUACGAACACGGACUGUUGAGCCUAGCCUGGAAUUUCCGCCACAGUGAGGUGGACGACAAUCGAGACAAGCUGUAUGCUUUGCUGGGGCUGCUGCCCGACGAGGAGCGAAUUGUCAAAGUCGACUAUUCAAAGAAUGCUGACCAGGUUUACAUGGACUUUGUCCAGGAUUGGAUAAAUCAUCACGGGAGUCUGUUGAUCCUCAAUCUGACCCAGCGACAACAAAGAGGACAGCACUCCUCCUGGUAUCCAAGAUGGUCUGAACCUUUUGGAGACUAUCCCCAGUUCUUUUGCGGCUCUACGUUCAGUUUGCACUCUCAUGAUUUCUGGGAAGGCAAAUUCUCUGCUGAUGGAGGUCGCCGUGCCCCGAAUUGCAUUCAUCCCGAAGAUAGACGCUUGCUACGGCUGCAAGGCUUUUCUCAUGAUACCGUCGCUGCGGUGGCAUCCUCUACGUAUGAACCUCAAGGUGGAGCUCACACCAGCUGGGAGGAGUGCAGAAAGUCGUGGUGUGAGUUUGCUAAAACUUGGUUACCGGAUCAUCGAGAAGGAAUCAGUCAGGAGUUCUGGCUUGCUAUAACGGCCGGUCUGGUUGAUUCAGAGUCCAGCAGUAUCAACUAUGAAUCAGUCCAGCGAGCAACUUGUGAGCAACGGCGGCUUUUCAUAACACAGAAUGGUCAGCUUGGAGUUGGGCCAAGUGCGGUGGCUCCAGGAGAUAGGGUUUGUGUCGUCUUUGGAUCACCAGCCCCUUUUAUACUAUCCGAGUGCAGGACCUGCAACGACGACACAGGCAACAAUCAAGGUUCAGACUUCGUGUCCUCUCAAACCUGGCGAUAUGUGGGCGAUGCAUACGUGCAUAGCAUCAUGCACUACGCAGGAGAUGUUGAGGAUGAUGUGAAGACGGGAAGACUAUAUGUUGAAGACUUUCAACUUUGUGGAUAA
Molecule: messenger RNA, 1845 nt
Organism: Fusarium vanettenii 77-13-4
Lineage: Eukaryota; Fungi; Ascomycota; Sordariomycetes; Hypocreales; Nectriaceae
Exons: 1
Coding region: 1-1845 (614 amino acids)
Source: RefSeq, a predicted model, not a curated record